AUGUCUGCAUGUCACCAUGGAGACAAGGGUUUUCCCGAUUCUCCGUGGACACACUCGAGUAUGAUACCGUACUGUGCGAGUACAGUGGAUAAAAUUAUUCCGGCUCCAUUCGAAAAGACAGCACGUGACGUAGGUAUGAUACCCAGAAUCGCUUUCCCCCGCAAGCCUAAUCUUAAGAGGUUUAACUACCGGUACGAUACCAGUAGCACAGGUCCCCUCUCGCCCACCAGCUGAUCCGAGUCUCAUGCACGCAUUCUCUAGUAGAGUCUCUACUCGUACUGCUCGAGUGCCGGUACGAGUGAUACUUCCGAUCAUACAGGUAACAUCAUCUCCCCCUUGCAACAAAGAAAGGACGGGACGUGUUGAAACUUUGAGAAGAGCUGUGGAGGUUUCCCCCUACCGGUACUGGUACUCGAGGGCCAGCACCAGCACGGUAUCAUACAACACCCGUGCCCGGUUUCACUAGUGAAAAAAAAAAUAGGGAUCAACGUGCGUGGAUAUGAAUGGCAUUGCACCGGCGAAGUCGAGCAUUGAUGGAUCAGAGAAUGUGUAACCUGCUUUGGUUGGUUGAUCAGGUGCGAUCGCAGUCUACUCGAGUACUCGAGUACCGAUACUGUGCUGUGUAUGUUGUGUGUCACAUACAAACUACUAAUAUCAGCAGAGAGCUCUUGCGGGUGGAAGCUCUCGCCUUGAGCAGGUCGGUUCUCUCUCGGUGAGACACCGCUUUGUUUUGGAGGGUUCUCAGUAGUUUCCAAUGCAUGUAUUGGAGUAAACAAAUGACUUUAGAUUACGGACCGCGGAUGUAUGAUACGUUGGGAGGUCAGCUACGGUAGAUAGAUCUGCUCGCAUUAUGAUACUGGUACAGUACCAUGCCAGCGGCCGGUUAGGUCCCUCCAGCCGGUGAAAUACGGUACCGAGAGGUUGUUUAUUUCUUUGGCUUACCGUAUUCGCCUCCUGACAUGGGUCAUUGAAAGAAGCAAAGGGGGGAAACGAACAAGCUCAGUCAAAUGGCAGGUCCCACGUGGUUUUUGCGACGUCGAGGAAACCCCUCCUUCCGCUCCGAUCUUUUCUCUUCUGUGGUGUCGUGCUCGAGUGUGGCAAUCAGGUACAGUACAGGCACAUUUCUGGGCAAGCUUUGAAUUCAUGUGAACCCUUGUCAAAUGGGGGGGGCUUUUUU
Messenger RNA from Tuber melanosporum (Perigord truffle), 1177 nucleotides. RefSeq lists its product as uncharacterized. The transcript is spliced from 2 exons. Bases 1 to 234 code for a protein of 77 amino acids. Lineage: Eukaryota; Fungi; Ascomycota; Pezizomycetes; Pezizales; Tuberaceae. The record is from RefSeq and is a predicted model, not a curated record.